Clunio marinus is the source of this 2028-nucleotide messenger RNA. The record is from the annotation of a GenBank genome assembly. Lineage: Eukaryota; Metazoa; Arthropoda; Insecta; Diptera; Chironomidae.
AUAGCAUCCUAUCAUUUCUACAUUUCCGUGUGAAGUCAUACUCGGCUUUUAUUUUUUCUAGAUAAAGAACAGUCAACAAUCUCUCUAAAGUUCAUAAUAAAAGUUGAUUUUUAAGAAAUCAAAAAGAAAAGUAAAUAAAACCAUAAACACAGAAAGAAUAAGCGCAAAAGUUAACUAUCCCGAAUAGGUUUCUCAAAGCAGUGUCAGUCUAUGUUUUAUAUUCUUUGAUGAUUCUAAAAUCGAUUUUUCACAAGUCAUAAAUAUCCACCAAGAACCAUUUUAUUUAGACAUUUUCCUCGAAAUAAUAUAUUUAGAAAGUCAAAGACAAUUUGAAAUCGAAUUGAAGAGAUACGCAUAUUUCUUUUUAUUUAUCAAAAAGAAAUAAAUUAAAAAAUAUUCGUAGUAGUGAAAACUAUAAGUAAACUGAUAAACUUCUAAGUUUAUUAAAACUAUUAAAAUUUAGAUAUCUGUACAAUUUGUACAUAUUUUUUAAGGAAUCUUGUUAUUGGAACUGACAAAGAAUGGAUAAAAUCAUCGGCCUGUUGAAUAAAGCCUCACCAAAUGCUGAAAGUCAAGUAGACGAUGGAACUCCAUGGUAUUUCAAAUACGGCAGUCGAUUACUUGGGAUAGUUGGAGCAUUUUUCUGCGUUUUGUUUGGGUUGUGGAACUGCUUAAGCAUUUUAUUUGCUAAAGUUUAUUGCCUCGUCUCAGGCAUAAUUCAAGUUUGCGUGGGCUUCAUAGUGAUGGCAAUCGAAGCUCCAUUUUGUUGUAUGUUCAUUGAUCAUGUACAAACAAUGGCUGGAAAAGUUGAACAACGACCUUUAUGGAACCGUGCAGCUUUCUAUUGCAUAAUAUCAAUAGUCCCCGUCGUUUUGUGUCCUGGACUUGGAAGUAUUUUUGGUUGUGGACUUGUAUUUGGAAGCGGUGUAAUCUAUGGCUUAAUGGGAUUAGGCAAAAAAGGUACCCGUGAGGAUAUGGCUGCAGUAGCAUCUCCGACUUCUCAGCCAAUAUCAAACGAUCAACAUAAUAUUUUAAUUGAAGACGACUGGAAAUCUUAAGAAACAUUUCCCGUUAACAACUAUGUAUCUACAUAAACCAAAGACAAAAAUCUCACGUUCUCACAGUUUUCAGUUUUUCUAAAUCUACAAAAAAUAAGACAAACAAGAUUCUUAGACAGGAUCAACGACAACAAAAGGCAAAUACUUUUUCUUAACCUUUUAAAUCGAGGAAAGUGGAGGCUGAAAGCAUAUCAAAUUGGAAUUACUAAUAUUUAUGACAGACCUACUGUUGUUUGACAUUAAAAUAUCUUUUAUGUUCAUAUCACGCCUUCAUGUCAAAUGUCUAACAUCUUAUGUGUGUCUAUAUUAUUUUUAAGUAAAAAUAUUAUUUCUCAUCUUAUCUUUCUCAACGUUUCUUCCAUGAUAAACUAAUAAAUCUUAGAGCUUCUCUUGAAGAAAUGAGACAAUCUGCUAGUGCUCAACAAUCACAAUCCGCCAACAGCAAAUCAACGUCAUCAGGUGUAAAUCUAGUGGCCAAUGCUGCUCCUCUUGCUGUCUCAAACCCACCUUUUAAUAUCGUUUAAAACAUUUCAAGGAAUCACAGUCUUAUUAUUGUUAUUGAUUUAAAAACAGAGAAAACUGAAAAUGAAAUAUCUGUGAACAUCAAAUAAAUUAUUUGAUCUUUUUUUUUGUUUGUUUGGCAUAAUGAGAUACUGGAGAUCAAUUAAUCCAACUGAUAAUAUUCCAUUACCAUAUACAUACUUAUUAGAAAAAGACUUAUUCUUAUCAUAUGAAAUAAAAAAUUAUGUAAAAAAUGUUUCCAGUUAAAAGAAGCUUCAAAAUACAGUAUCGUUUAAAAUAUUAAAACUCAUGAUUUUUAAUACAAACAUAAUUUGUGGAAGCUUUUUCUAUAAAUAUGUUCGAAACAUUAAACGUUAAAGUAGUUAACUAAUAAAGAGUUGAAACACAAUUAGUUUUUUCUUUCUUUCCUUCUUUUGAUGUUUCUUGAUUCUUUCUUUUGCAAUAAUUU